GGGUCAGCGGGAGGUGGGGGCGAGGACCGCCAGUGAUAAGCUACUGACUGUCAGUCGGUGAUUGAUAACGGCCAAGGUAGCACAGAAGACAGGAGAAUGGGCGUGUUUCUAGCAGCUGUGGUCUUGUCUCUGACUCUGUCAGUGUCCUCAGCGGUGAAGAUCCGCAGGGACACGUAUCUCACGGCUUACAUGGAGACCCGGGCCCCAGGUCUGUCCGCUGGGGAGGUGUACGGCGCCCCCAGCAGUGACUACGGCGCCCCCAGCAGCGACUACGGUGCCCCCGCUGGAGGUUACAACUACACCCCUGCCACCGGCUACACCUACGAGCCACACUCCGCCCCCGAGAACCCUCUGGACCCGCUCCACGCCAAGUUGGUGCUGCUGUUCAAGGUGUUGCUCAAGGUCCUCAUCUUCAAGUUGAUCGUCAAGUUCAUCGCCAUCAUCUGCGUGUUCCUGUUCCUGCCCAAGCUGUCCGGCCUGGGGCUCGUCCGGGAGGCCAAGGAGGGUGCGAGGAACCUGCUACGUCAAGGCGACCAAGAACAAGACGAGCAACUACGCCUGGUGCAGUUCGUGGUGGACUCUGUGUCCGGGACGAAGGGUCCUGUCUGCCGUGACGAUAGCCUUCUGUGUCGGACCAGCCGCGCUCUCGAACUCGUAGACUCCUACACAUCCGUCCCACGAUUGUUUGGAAUGUACCGAAAAGAAGAAGAAAAGAAAUUGAGGCAUAAAUUUGCUUCAAAAAAGCACCAAAGUUGACGAAUACUAACGUGAUGAUAGUUGUUUUGUAAUUUAUUGUUUUGUAUUUAUUAAAAUAUAUUUAUUAUCGUUUUUA
Molecule: messenger RNA, 832 nt
Organism: Homalodisca vitripennis (glassy-winged sharpshooter)
Lineage: Eukaryota; Metazoa; Arthropoda; Insecta; Hemiptera; Cicadellidae
Exons: 4
Coding region: 97-756 (219 amino acids)
Source: RefSeq, a predicted model, not a curated record